Molecule: messenger RNA, 648 nt
Organism: Calypte anna (Anna's hummingbird)
Lineage: Eukaryota; Metazoa; Chordata; Aves; Apodiformes; Trochilidae
Product: ras-related protein Rab-39B
Exons: 2
Coding region: 1-648 (215 amino acids)
Molecular function (GO): GTPase activity; GTP binding
Source: RefSeq, a predicted model, not a curated record
AUGGAGCCGAGGUGGCAGCACCAGUUCCGGGUGAUCAUGUUGGGGGACUCGACGGUGGGGAAAUCCUCCCUCCUGAGGCGUUACACCGAGGGGAUCUUCCUGGAUGCCAUCAACCAAACGGUGGGAGUGGAUUUCUACGUCCAGUUCGUGGAGUUGGAGCCGGGGCUGAGGGUGAAGCUGCAGUUCUGGGAUACGGCCGGGCAGGAGAGGUUCAGGUCUGUGACUCGCUCCUACUACCGCAACUCUGCCGGGGGGAUGCUGCUCUUCGACCUCACCAACCGCACGUCCUUCGAGAGCGUCCGGCGGUGGCACCGGGAGGUGACAGACACCCUGCAGCCCUCCCGGCUGGUGUUCUUGCUGGUGGGACACAAGAGUGACCUGGUGGGACAGCGACGGGUGGCCAGGAGGGAGGCGGAGAAGCUGGCGGCCUCCCUGGGGGUGCAGUACGUGGAGACCUCGGCCAAGGAUGCCACCAACGUGGUCCAAGCUUUCCAGAUGUUGACCUUGGCCAUCUACCAGGCCCUGCAGAGCGGGAGGCUGAGCCCCACUGGGGCCUGGGAUGGGGUGAAGAGCAGAGUCCCACUGCCCAUCCAACACAAAGCUGGGGAGCAGGAGAAGGAGGAGGAGAAGAAGAAAUGUUCGUGCUAG